AAGAACGCACCGUGUGUUUCAGUUAAGUGUUGGCGCUUAACCGGGCAACAAUCUUUACUCCUCCGCUCGAAUCGAAUUAAACAAGAAGAAUCGUCGCGUUAAACCAAACUCAAGCACCGAUCUACUAUAUAACUAGAGCAAGCCAAGAGAGUGUUCUUCUCGAUUAAGUCUAUACAAAAACACACACAUCAACUAUUUGGGAAAACUCGCACAACACAAGUCUAAGAUUGUUGUGUGUCCCAUGAUUGCCGUGUGAUCAUCAUCGCCGGUCUUCGAUUUCGCAAUUAAUUCCACAAAUAUGAGCAGCAAUAUCGGCAUACGCAUGCUAAUGAUGAUUAUGCCUCAUUUAUAGUGCGCUAAUUGAACGCGAAAUUGCUCGAUAAAAUAAAUAUAACCCUAACCAUUCGCAAACAAAUAACAACAACUCAACGCAAAAUCAAAUAUAUAUCAAAUAAUAUAUUAGCAAGUGUUAGUGAGUGUGUGCCGUUCAAACACGAAUUUAACAAUAAUGGAUAUCAGCUAUAUCUUUGUGAUCUGCCUGAUGGCCCUGUUCAGCAGCGAUAGCAGCAUCGUUCCCGUCGAGGGCAAACAGAAAUCCGGCAGGGGCCGGGGCUCCAUGUGGUGGGGCAUUGCCAAGGUCGGCGAACCAAACAACAUUACACCCAUUAUGUAUAUGGAUCCGGCCAUUCACUCGACACUGAGAAGAAAACAGCGACGUUUGGUCCGAGACAAUCCUGGCGUUUUGGGAGCUCUUGUCAAAGGCGCCAAUCUGGCCAUAAGCGAAUGUCAGCACCAGUUCCGGAAUCGCCGCUGGAAUUGCUCGACGAAAACCAUUUCGAGGGGCAAGAAUCUAUUCGGAAAGAUCGUAGAUCGAGGUUGCCGUGAAACUAGCUUCAUCUACGCCAUCACCAGUGCGGCUGUGACUCACUCCAUUGCCAGGGCCUGCAGCGAAGGCACCAUCGAGUCCUGCACCUGCGACUACAGCCACCAGUCCCGAUCUCCCCAGGCCAACCAUCAGGCUGGCAGCGUGGCCGGAGUUAGGGAUUGGGAAUGGGGUGGUUGCUCUGACAAUAUCGGAUUCGGAUUCAAGUUCUCCCGGGAAUUUGUGGACACUGGCGAGCGUGGUCGCAACCUUCGCGAGAAAAUGAAUCUGCACAACAACGAAGCAGGACGAGCGCACGUUCAGGCGGAGAUGCGACAGGAGUGCAAAUGCCACGGCAUGUCCGGUUCUUGUACAGUGAAGACCUGCUGGAUGCGAUUGGCCAACUUCCGUGUCAUCGGCGAUAAUCUGAAGGCUCGCUUCGAUGGUGCCACCCGCGUCCAGGUCAACAAUCAUCGUAGUCAGAACUCCAUACCCGUCAUCAGUCCCAAUGCUGUGGGUUCCAAUGCGGCAGGACCGAAUGCCCUGAUGCCCCAGUCCGUGGUUUACGGCGAGGAAGAGGAACGCAUGCUGAACGAUCAUAUGCCGGAUAGUCUGCUGCUGGAAAACAGUCAUCCUAGCAAGUCCAACAGCUUGCCACAAGCUGGUCAGCCCAACCGAAAUGGACAUCGUAGGGGUCGCAAGCACAAUAGAUACUCCUUCCAACUGAACCCCCACAAUCCGGAACACAAGCCACCAGGCUCCAAGGAUCUGGUCUACCUGGAACCCUCGCCUAGCUUCUGCGAGAAGAACCUGCGGCACGGAAUCCUGGGCACACACGGGCGGCAGUGCAACGAGACCUCGCUGGGCGUCGACGGCUGCGGGCUGAUGUGCUGUGGGCGUGGCUACCGAAGGGACGAGGUGGUGGUGGUGGAGCGGUGCGCCUGCACCUUCCACUGGUGCUGCGAGGUCAAGUGCAAGCUGUGUCGAACGAAGAAGGUCAUCUACACGUGUCUGUAAUGGGGCAUGCCCCACACACCCCCUCUCUAUAAUAGCUUGUCCCGCCCCGCUCCACCCCCCUCUUUGUAUGUGUUAUGUAUUUUGUCUACGCUUAGCCUUUGUUAUUAGCACUUUAAGAGCCUAGACUAUAGCUUAGUUAAAGAUGCAGCUAACCCACCCGGAACAGAAAACAAGGAAGCCCCCCCUUAAUCCUUUAUGUCACACUCACUUUUUUUGUAGCAGUAUUACACAGGAGGAAUAUAAACGAGUAGAUUUCAAGAAAAAGUGAAAGAGUAUAUAAGCCAGAACAUGUGUUUGCCCAGUUUUUAGUGAAGUAAGCGAAUGAUAUAAAUAAUCCCUGGAAGAAGAAACUAUUUUGUAAAUUACAAAGCCCCUCGAUUUUUUACCCACUAGAUAUAAAACUUAAUUUUAAUUUAGCUUAAAGUUUUUUUCCAAGCGCGUCCCCUUUUUCCUUCGCCUCUGUCGUAUUAAAUCGUUUUUUAUUGAAAACAAGACUGAAAAUUUUUAAAUAACGCGCAUCUCUCCUUCUCUGUUGAACUGCUUGUACUGCUUGCACACUGCUUUGGCCAGGACCAAAAUGUAUGCAAAGUGGGCAGGACGAAAGGUCCUUCGAAAAAAAAAAGAAAAUUACGAAAGCCAGGGCUGGAAAAUGGAAAAUUUCUAUGGAAUAAAAUACGAAAAACUCCAUUGCCUGAUCAUA
Drosophila bipectinata is the source of this 2579-nucleotide messenger RNA. It is a transcript of the gene wg, whose product is annotated as Wnt family member 1 wingless. Lineage: Eukaryota; Metazoa; Arthropoda; Insecta; Diptera; Drosophilidae. Gene Ontology annotation, cellular component: extracellular region. Gene Ontology annotation, biological process: cell fate commitment; multicellular organism development; canonical Wnt signaling pathway. The record is from RefSeq and is a predicted model, not a curated record. Gene Ontology annotation, molecular function: cytokine activity; frizzled binding.